AUGAGGAUGCUUCUGCAAGUGCUAGUAUCACUUCAUCUCAUCACAGUCAUCAUCUCCUUGGUAACCAUACUACAGGAAGCAGGGGCAUCUCUGACGAAGCCUGGCUGCCCAGAGAAAUGUGGGAAUAUUACCAUUCCAUAUCCAUUUGGUAUGGGGAAAGGCUGUUACCUGGAUAGGCAUUUCGAGAUUACAUGCAACAUGUCCUCCAAUCCCCCUCGUCCUCUUCUCCUCCAAGAAGUUCAACUUUUGCAGAUAUCAGACGACUCUCUGCGCAUCAACGAUACUGCUCAACGGAGCUGUUUUAACAACCAAUCAGGGAAGGCUGAUUCGUCAUUUGUGCCAUAUGAUAGAACUCAUCAUUUCAGUUACUCCCACACUCACAAUAAGUUCAUAGCCAUCGGAUGUGACAUAUUUGCUUAUAUCACAGAGCACAACAGUACAACAUAUGAAACCGGGUGUGCAUCGCUUUGUCCAGACAAUAACAUCACUGUUGGUUUUUCUUCUUCUGCUUGCACUGGCAUUGGUUGCUGCAGGACUGAUCUCCAAACGGAUAUGACGUGGUUUUAUCUGCGGAUUCGCAGCAUCAACAUGCUCACACCAGCCUGGAACUAUGAACCAUGUAGCCUUGCUUUCAUUGCUUUCCUUCUUGGUGGCCCUGCUGCAAGCUUUACUGCCACGUCCAUGUGAUAUUUUUUAAUUUUUUUUUCUUUUUCUUCUGAAUCUUUGCUCCAGCGAUACAUAAGAAAAAUCAAUUGAUAAUUUUUGCUUCAUGGAAA
Molecule: messenger RNA, 776 nt
Organism: Vitis vinifera (wine grape)
Lineage: Eukaryota; Viridiplantae; Streptophyta; Magnoliopsida; Vitales; Vitaceae
Product: wall-associated receptor kinase 1-like
Exons: 1
Coding region: 1-687 (228 amino acids)
Molecular function (GO): polysaccharide binding
Source: RefSeq, a predicted model, not a curated record